AUGUCGCAAAUGACAGCUCAACUAUCGUCUAUAAGUAUGCAACUACAAAAUCAACAAGCAACUUUAAUGCAAAUCAAUGAUAAUGUGUCUAGUCUCAGCAGCCAGGUCAGUGAACUGCAAAAGGAGAACAGAGAGAAAGACAAACGUAUGUAUGAAAUGGAAACAAAAAUAAGUAAACUUGAACAGAAAGUAUUAGAGAAAAACAUUGAAAUUAACAACUUAAACAACAACAACAUAAACGCAGUUGAAACAGUAGAGAAAAUAGCAGCAAAGCUGAAUGUACAAAUGACUGAGAACGACAUCGAUAACGCAUACCUCACGAAAGGGAAAACAAAGCUUAUUGUUGAGUUCAGCUCUCUUCGUAAGAAGAGAGAAAUAAUGGACAAAAUUGAAAGGCAUAGAAUCGAAGCAACUGAUGUCAACAAUGACGAUGGAACGGGCAAACAUAAGUACAUUUAUAUAAAUGAUCAGUUGACUGCAAGCAAAAGACAUUUGUUGUGGAUGGCAAAAAACAAAGCCAGCGAUGCCAAUUGGAAGUUUGUAUGGGUGAAGCAUGGGGAAAUUUAUGCACGAAAAAUUGAGAAAUCUCCCGUAGUCAACAUAAACUGUGAAAGUGAUUUACAAAUGAUAUGCUAA
This is a messenger RNA of Stomoxys calcitrans (stable fly), 636 nucleotides long. RefSeq lists its product as uncharacterized. The transcript has a single exon. The record is from RefSeq and is a predicted model, not a curated record. NCBI's taxonomy places the organism in Eukaryota, Metazoa, Arthropoda, Insecta, Diptera, Muscidae. The coding region runs from base 1 to 636 and encodes 211 amino acids.